UUGUGUUUGAUUUCAAUGAUCAAGCAAUGAACAGGUUUGUUGAGCAUCAGAUGCUCACGACCUUUAAAGAGUUCCGGGCCGACUGUCAUAGACAUUUCAAAAAGUACAGCGACCCGGAGGAGGCUCGUGCCAACCCACCAAAUGCAUUGGUUGGACGUGAUGAGGAUUGGCACUUCCUCUGCGACCAUUAUAUCAGCCGUGCAUUUCAGGAGCAAUCACGGACAAACAAGACUGCUAGACAGAAGCAGCCUUACAAUCAUAGUAGCGGGUCCAAGUCAUUUCUACAACGACAGUAUGAGCUCGCUGAAAGAAGAGGGCAGCCGGUCGAUCGUGUGAAAUUGUUCCGGGAAACACACGUUCGAGCUGGGACAUUCGUGUCGCAGGCCGCCGAGGAUGCGCAUCCUACCCCAGAGGGUAGUCAGCCACUCUCUGAGGAUGAGAUAUGCGAUCAGGUGUUGGGUAGACGACCAGGCUACUCAAAAGGCCUUGGUUGGGGACCCAAGCCGAAGGCCCGCAGAAUGGCAAGUGCAAGCAGUUCGUCGACAUCUUCUUCGCAGUCCACCCAAAAAGAAAUUGAAUUACAAGCUAAACUUCAUGAAGCUUUGGAACGGAUUGAAGUACAAGAUAGAAAUCACCAAGCAUUAGCUUCACAAGUGGAAGCUGUGAAAAAGAUGAUUGAAGACCUAACUUGUGCACAACAGGGACCACCACAUGAUCCCUAGC
Cucumis melo (muskmelon) is the source of this 723-nucleotide messenger RNA. RefSeq lists its product as uncharacterized. NCBI's taxonomy places the organism in Eukaryota, Viridiplantae, Streptophyta, Magnoliopsida, Cucurbitales, Cucurbitaceae. Bases 27 to 722 code for a protein of 231 amino acids. The transcript is spliced from 3 exons. The record is from RefSeq and is a predicted model, not a curated record.